UUACGAAAUACUUAUUCACUUCGAAUAGAUAUAAAAAUGGUACAUGGUGGUCGACAAGACAUCAUUCGCUGACCAACAUCUCAACAGUUGAGUUCAGUCCCCAAACCACUGGAGCGCAGUACGUUCAAUCAAAGCCUCUCAACAUGAAGGUGUUCAUUGUGUUGUCCAUGGCUGUGGCCAUUGCAUCCUGUGCGGCAGUCGAUAGUUCCUCUAAGAAAGACAAACGUGGACUCUGGGACGAAGGGUACGAGCACGGUUCGUUUGAUCUGGGUCUCGAUGAUCAUCAUGUUGAUGAACACGAAGUGAAGCACCUGACCACCACUAUCACGAAGAACGUUCCAGUUCCAUACCCAGUCGAGGUUGAGAAGCAUGUUCCGGUUGAAGUGAAGGUGCCAUACCCAGUAGAAGUUGAGAAGAAGGUACCAGUUGUUGUGGAAAAGAAGGUUCCCGUCUACGUCGAGAAGAAGGUUCCAGUCCACGUUGACCGCCCAGUGCCGUACCCAGUGGAAGUGAAAGUCCCAGUUGUCCAGAAGGAAUACAUCGAAGUGCCGAAACCGUACGCAGUUCAUGUUGAGAAGCACGUUCCAGUGUAUGUACACAAGCCAGUGUACAUUGAGAAGCCAGUUCCAGUGACCUUGCUCAUCAAGAAGACUGAAAAGAAGAAGGGCUGGGGACUGUUCUAAGAAUGAUCCUGUUGAUUUGUUGAAUAAACGUUGUAAAUAUUGUUAAAAAGUUGAA
Molecule: messenger RNA, 738 nt
Organism: Armigeres subalbatus
Lineage: Eukaryota; Metazoa; Arthropoda; Insecta; Diptera; Culicidae
Exons: 2
Coding region: 144-683 (179 amino acids)
Source: RefSeq, a predicted model, not a curated record